Myxozyma melibiosi is the source of this 1630-nucleotide messenger RNA. RefSeq lists its product as uncharacterized. The transcript has a single exon. Bases 8 to 1501 code for a protein of 497 amino acids. The record is from RefSeq and is a predicted model, not a curated record. NCBI's taxonomy places the organism in Eukaryota, Fungi, Ascomycota, Lipomycetes, Lipomycetales, Lipomycetaceae.
CAUAAACAUGGAUGACAGCUCGGUUGAUGACGAUCUAUCCUCUUCUACUCAUGUAGCAAACAAUCAGCGACCUGCUCUGCCGCGCUUUGUUCCCCGAGCAACUCAGUCCGAUCAAUCCGCAGAUCUACCAGCCAGACCACCAGCCAGACCGCUAAAGCGAAGAAAGGCAGACGACAGCAGGACUGAUGAUUUGACCUUCAUGAUCUCGAGCGAUGACAUUGUUGAGGAUCAUGAAGAUGUAUAUAUGCGUUCUGAGACCUUGAGGUACUCGCCUGCAUCCUCGCUUCAGGAGGACUUCGACCCAGUCGAUACCCGCGCGUCUGUCUCCAACACCAUCGUCCAGAAUCCAACAGACCUUCGACGACCUAUCUUCCGGCCUGCUAAAAGCAUCCCUGAUGCUGACAUCUACCAACCAGACACCCUCUCCUCCUCUCAAGAAACCUUUCAUGAGCAAGAUCUACCCCGUCGGUCCUCUCUCGACGAAGAUCAGCUUGAAUCCUCAUUAUCUAAUCCCACCGUGGAUAAAGACAACAUCGAAGAGUACGACUCAGACAGGCUAGACGACUCCUCAGACAUGACCUUCACGCCGCCCAAAAUUGGCAUCACGCCUCGCAAACCGGGUCCUUCUCCCCUACGCGUCUUUUCCCCCGAUCAAUCGCCAUCACGAACUGAUCAAUCCGCAAAGCCAACCUCACCGCCCGAAGAUACACCUCCACGAAAACGCAGCCGCGCAUUGCUGUCUGCAAAUGCUUUAUCUACUCUCAUCCAAGGCCGCCAGCGAAUCAGCUCUCUUUCAGACUCCCCUCUUCCCUCCUCGCACUGCCUUAGCCUGACUCCCUCUACACCGAGACGGCCAUUGGCUGCUACAGCAGGUCAAACCAGCACCCCUAUGCUAUCUCACAGCAUUGCGAAUUUGGUACGCGCAAAUAUCAUGAAACUUCAAAGCGACGUGAAACUUAACGCCAUCACCGACCGCAACCUAUCCACCGCCGCUGCAGAGACAAAGAGCAUCCGCAACCUAUCCACUGCCGCCGCAGAGACAAAGAGCACCCGCAAACAGCCCACCUCAAUCGGCUACGAACUAUGGCGCGUCGUCCGCGAAAACCUCGGAUACGCCCACGGAAUAAAGAGUUACGCCGGCUUCACUUUCGUCCGCCUUACACCCCACCACCAUCAGCAGCCCGCAGUCUGGGCCCUGCUCUUCAACGUCGGCGACAACAUCUCCUCAGACCUAGGCGGCUACGACUACGCGACCACCUCUUCCACCACCACCGAGUCUCUGACCGGGUUGAUGCUGAGGAAUAAGAGUCUGUACAGGGACUCGGUGGUUAAGCUGUACAAGCCGAUUUGGUAUAUCGAGCUCUCAGACACCGACGUCGUCGCACUUCAUCACGCGAGAUUCGACGCAGUCUCCGCUCAGUCCGACCCCGAUGAUAGCUAUAUAAACGACACGUCCUCAAACCGCGUCUUAGUCUGCAUAAAAUGGAAAAUGGAAACAUAGCAUGAUUAUUAGCAAGUAAAAAGAGACGCGUAGGAGGUGCUCGGGAGGGUAAAUCUAUUUAAGCUUUUGAGACGCGUCGGGCACACGCGCCGCGCGCGCUCGGGUUUCUUAGGUCUUUGAUCUCCCAUU